AGCAGACACUGUGCUCGUUUUCACAGACAUCUGGAGGGAAUCCUGAAGAAGAAUGACCCCAACUGGCAGCAAAGAGUUCUUGGAGCUGCAUGGCGUGGAGGCCUCGGGAGCUGAGGGCUACAGCAACAGCGCUCUCCAAAAUGAAGAUGACUUUCUUAAAAACAGAAACAUAUCAGGAGACGACUCACUUAGGAGUAGAGCUGUGCAAAAGGGAGAGCGUGUCAACACCAAACAGGAGGAAGAAGGUGUCAGCUUUGAGCAGGAUUCUCCAAAAAACACAGAAAACAUAGAAGACAAUGAAGAUAUGCAUCCAAAAGGGUACCUGGAAAAGAAAUAUGAUGCAAUUUGUGGUAUUUGUAAGAAACACAAAACCACACUUAAGUACAUCAUCUGGGGCAUUUUAUUAGCAGGUUACCUGGUGAUGGUGAUUGCAGCUUGUGUGCUGAACUUUCACAGAGCCCUUCCUCUUUUUGUGAUCACCGUGGCCGUCAUUUUCUUUCUUGUCUGGGAUAACUUGAUGGCUAAAUAUGAAGAUCGAAUUGAUAAGCUCCUGUCUCCUGGAAGAAGGCUUCUGAACAGACAUUGGUUCUGGCUAAGGUGGGUGAUUUGGAGUUCACUGAUCCUGGGGGUGAUUUUCUGGCUGAUCUUCGACACGGCCAAAUUGGGCCAACAGCAGCUGGUGUCCUUUGGUGGUCUUGUAAUGUUCCUUCUCCUGGCAUUUCUAUUUUCCAAGCACCCAACCAAAGUUUACUGGAGACCUGUCUUUUGGGGACUUGGGUUACAGUUUCUUAUGGGGCUCUUAAUUCUAAGGACGAAACCUGGUUUUGUGGCCUUUGACUGGUUGGGUAAACAAGUUCAGACUUUCCUGGGGUACGCUGAUGCUGGCGCUUUGUUUGUCUUUGGUGAGAAGUACACAGACCACCUCUUUGCAUUCCAGAUCCUGCCAAUCGUGGUUUUCUUCAGCACUGUCAUGUCGAUGCUCUACUACCUCGGAUUGAUGCAGUGGAUUGUUAGAAAGAUUGGAUGGCUAAUGCUAGUUACUAUGGGAACAUCUCCUGUUGAAUCUGUAGUUGCUUCUGGCAAUAUAUUUGUUGGACAGACAGAGUCUCCACUGCUGGUUCGACCAUAUCUACCAUACGUCACCAGGUCUGAGCUCCAUGCAGUCAUGACUGCUGGGUUCGCCACCAUUGCUGGAGGCGUCUUAGGCGCAUACAUUUCUUUUGGGGUUUCGGCCUCUCACUUGCUAACCGCUUCUGUUAUGUCAGCACCUGCAUCACUGGCUGUUGCUAAACUCUUUUGGCCUGAGACAGAAACACCUAAAAUAACCCUCAAGAAUGCCAUGAAAAUGGAAAAUGGUGAGGCGAGAAAUCUCCUGGAAGCCGCGGCAGAGGGCGCAUCCUCAUCCAUCUCCCUGGUGGCAAAUAUCGCCGUGAACCUGAUCGCCUUCCUGGCCUUGUUGUCUUUUCUGAAUUCAGCCCUGUCCUGGUUUGGAAACAUGUUUGACUACCCACAGCUGAGUUUUGAGAUAAUAUGCUCCUACAUCUUCAUGCCCUUUUCGUUCAUGAUGGGGGUUGACUGGCAAGACAGCUUUAUGGUUGCCAGACUCAUAGGUUAUAAGACAUUCUUUAAUGAAUUUGUGGCUUAUGAACACCUCUCAAAAUUUAUCGACUUGAGGAAACAAGGUGGACCCAAAUUUUUGAAUGGACAGCAGCAAUAUAUGUCGAUUCGUUCUGAGACCAUUGCCACGUAUGCCCUCUGUGGCUUUUCCAAUAUUGGUUCCCUAGGAAUAGUGAUCGGCGGACUAACAUCCAUGGCUCCUUCCAGAAAGCGUGACAUCACCUCAGGGGCAGUAAGAGCUCUGAUUGCAGGGACCAUCGCCUGCUUCAUGACAGCCUGCGUCGCAGGCGUACUCUCUGGCUCUCCUGUUGACAUCAACUGCCAACACAUUUUAGAGAAUGCCUUCAACUUCAGCUUACCUGAAAAUACAACCGAAUUGGUCUCUUGUUGCCUAAGUCUAUUCAACAGCACUGAGGUCAUCCCAGGAGGAAACCACAGCCUGUAUUCUUUGAAGGGCUGCUGCAAAUUGUUGAAUCCAUCAACGUUCAACUGCAGUUCUAUCCCUAAUGUAUUUUGAGUUCAGCGUAUUCUCCAGUGAAACAUCUGAGCACAGAUGCUGAACUUUCUUGCUUUGGAGAAAAAAAAGAUAUCUCCAUAGAUUAAUAACGCCAUCAUGGAAUUGGCUUGAAUUGGAAGGAAAGAUGAAAAACAGGAGUGUAUCCUUCAGAUCUACAGCAUCACCUCUGCUUCUUCCUCCUUCCCACCCCUACCCUGUUGUGACUACUUUGAUGUCCCAGCAAUGUUUUCUAACCUUGGAAUUUCAGAACAUUUCUUCCGAAUACAGAUAUAAAUGGAGUCUCCCAACAACUGGAUGAUGACUCAGUCACAGGCACAUAGUGAGUUGAUUGAGUUUCUAUCUUAGUAGUGGCCCAUUUUUAAACACAUCUCAGGUGAGAUAACUCUGCUUUCACAUGACCUGAAAUAGGCUUAAUUUUAAUCUCACAUGAGGAAGACCAUCAGUCACAAACUCAUUACUUGCCCUCAGGAAGCCCUACAGAAACCAGGAAUCUUUCAGUAGAGCACAUAGACGAUUCUAAAGCCGGGUUUUAAAUCCUUCUAUUUAGAGGGUUCUAUCAGUCAGCUCAUGCUAAGUUAUGCUGUAGUAACAAACAACCCAAAAACCUCAGUGACUUACAACUAAAGUUUACUUUCCACUCACAUUAUAUGUUUACUGAGGGUCAGAUCGGGCUGUGCUCUGUGUUAUCUUCAUUUCUAGGAGCCAGGCUAAAGGAGCAACCCCUAUGUUGGGCAUACUGAUGUUACAACAGAGAGAGAAGAAAGCUUCUGCUAGGAAGUAGCACCCUUUACUUCCACUAUAUUUCAUUGGCUAAAGCAAGUUAUGUGACAAGCAUGAUGUCAAUGGCUGUGGAAAAAUGAUCCUCUCAUGGGGAGGGAUAAUGAAUAUUUUGAAGAAAAUAUGAUCUAGCACAGGGUGUGUGAUAUCCAUUUCUCCUUUCAAGGGGUCAACUCGUUAUAGAGCACAGUUAUCAUGAUCUAUGCACAUGCAAAUGUGGUUAUAUUCCUGGUGACAAGACUGGGGAAUGGGUACUCUUCAAUGUUUCAGUGAAAAAGCCAUGUAAGGACCACCUGAGGAAGAAAAAUAGGUCCUGGUUGAGAUCUGAAAACCUUCCAUGAUACUUUAAGACCAGGAAAGCACCAACAUUAAACUUGCUUAAUGAGCAUCAGCGUCUCGGAAGAAAAUUCCAGACACAGUGGCGGCAUGCUCUUUAACAAAAUGCUUGUCACCAAAGCUCUUGAUAGCAUAAAGGACAUUGUGUGCAAAAACAUAAACAUCAAUGACUCUGAGUCAAAAAGUGAUUCGUAAGAGAUUCUGAAUGUGAAAAAGUUUUUGGAAUGCCUCAAGUAAUUUAUUUUGUUUUACAUAUUUUUUAAAUUCAUGUGUAAACAGUUGAUUGAUCUUUGGUAGGGGGAUGGUGGUGGUGAAGAAGGGGGCUCCAUGCCCAAAGAAGUCUUUAUCUCUGAAGUACAAUAUAGUAAGAUAUUUCUAAAUAUUAUGUUUCAAUUUUUCUUGAAACUCAAUGUUCUCUUUUAGUCUUUAGACUUUAUUUUAGGAAAAUAUAUUUGCAUGCCUUUUCUCCCCUGUUCUCUAUGUUCUGGUGUCAAAUGUGCAUAUGUUGGUUCUCCUUUGUUUGUUUGCUAUUGUUAUUAUUAUCUAAUUCUUUUUAACUCUUUGCUUUUUUCAUUCGAUUUGUCCAAUACUCUGGUUGCUUCCAAGAGAAUCUCUUUACUACUUCUAGUGUGUCUUUCUGGCCAACUAAUUUUUUAAAUUCUGACUAUGACCACUAUUCCUUGAAUGUUUGUAGCUCCUAUAUAAGCUCUUUUUCUUUACUUCAAGAAAAAUUUGAUAAUCACUGCCCUGUUUUUUUUAAUUAAGUUUUCGUCUUUCGAUGUUUUUCAAAUUAUGAAAAGUAAGAGUUGCUAUAAAAACUGAAGAGUAUACGUGUAUGUUAAAAUCUAAACAUCUUUGUUUCCACCCUGUUCUCUUUCCAGUUGCACACCCCUGAGAUUAUCAUGUUAAUUGACUAGUAUCCACACCUUUCUCCUUGCUUAUACAAACAUACAUAAGAAUGUGGGAGAUUUGUUGUUUGUAUUCAAAUAUGACAAGUCUAUUUAUAUGUUACCUUCAACUUGCUUCUUUUCUCUUAGCAAUAUAUCCUCGACAUUCCUACAAGUUAUAAGAUAUGGUUCUAUCUUUAUCUUCCCUUCCCCCAUUUACUGUGUGUUGUGAGGAGGGUACAAUUCUACAUAAAUGAGAUAAUACACAUGCAUGGGAGGAAAGGACUUAGACUUUUUAUUUCCUUUCUAAUUCUCUCUUCUGCCUUCCUCCAGGCAGGUAACCCAGGUUUAUAACCUGAUGUGUAACUUCCUAUAUUUUUUUCCACAUUCAUAUUAUAUUUUACAAACAGAAACACCUAUUGAGGAUUGAGAUGGUAGUUUUACAAAACUGAAAUUAUUCACCUCUAUGAAGCUCACUCUUCUUUUGUAGUAAUACUUUGUGAAUGUUUCUUCAAGUUCACUGGCAAAACUUGAAUUCAUUCUUCUCAAAGACAUAAUAGAUUACAGCAUAUUAUACAUUAAUGUCUUAACCCUUCCUCAGCGGACAAGCAUUCAUUUUGCUUUCAAUUUUGUUUCUACUUCGAACAGUGCUUAUGCAUCUAUCUUUACAUACUGGUGCUUUUAUUAUCUACAGAAUUGCUGUCUGAUAGAAAUAUAAUGUGAAUCACAUGUAAUUUUAAAUUUCUUAGUAGCCACAAUAAAUCUAAAAAACAUAUUAAUAAUAAACCAGGCAAAGUAAUAAUACAUUUUAUAAUAUAUUUAACCCCAAUAUAUCCAAAAUAUUAUCAUUUCAAUAAGAUAUUUUGCAUUCUUUUUAUCAAACUAAGUCUUUGAAAAAUCUGGUGUUUAUUUUACAUUUAGUAUGUAUCUAAAUUCAGACACUAAAUUUUCUUUUUUCUUUU
Messenger RNA from Trichechus manatus latirostris (Florida manatee), 5096 nucleotides. It is a transcript of the gene SLC28A3, whose product is annotated as solute carrier family 28 member 3. The transcript is spliced from 18 exons. The record is from RefSeq and is a predicted model, not a curated record. Gene Ontology annotation, cellular component: plasma membrane. Gene Ontology annotation, molecular function: pyrimidine- and adenosine-specific:sodium symporter activity; purine-specific nucleoside:sodium symporter activity. Lineage: Eukaryota; Metazoa; Chordata; Mammalia; Sirenia; Trichechidae. Gene Ontology annotation, biological process: pyrimidine nucleoside transport; purine nucleoside transmembrane transport. Bases 53 to 2134 code for a protein of 693 amino acids.